AUGUUUGUGUUAGUGUGCAUGUGCAAACGUGAGCAAUGUCUGCAUACAGAGAAGAAAUCCACAACAAUCUCAUUGACGGACCCGAUGAUGACUACAGCGGUGCAGAGCUGCGAUAUUCAGUGUUUCAGAAUCCAGGAAAACAUAGAAAGAGGUUUUGCCAAGAACCCUUCAAGGUGGCAACAGCGUGUCUGACUGCCUUCUGCCUGAUUUUGCUCUUGGUCCUGGUGGUCACAGGUCUUCACGCUGGCAAGACCAGUUCAUCAGGUCAGGAUUCCUCCUCCAGUGCUGCUGCAGCACACCAGCAGACAGGCUCCAUUAAUGUAACAGCUCUGACCACUGAGCUGCAGACGGCCAAGAGAGAGAAGAGUGAACUGGAGAAAGACAAGAGUGAACUGGAGAAAAAGAAGAGGGAACUAGAGAAAGAGAAAAGUGAACUGGAGAAAAAGAAGAGUGAACUGGAGAAAAGGAAGAGUGAACUGGAGAAAGAGAAGAGUGAACUACAGAAAGAGCUGUUGCAGCUCAAGGAUAAAGUCACUAAGUGUGAGGUGACUCCUGCACCCCGAACCACUCCAGCGCCGACCACAAGUCCUUGUCCUCAAAACUGGAAGCAUUUUAAUGGCAGCUGCUACUUCAUCUCAGUGACCACCAGGAGCUGGACAGACAGUCAGACGUACUGCAAGAGAUACGGAGGACACCUGGCCAUCAUCCUCACAGCUGAGGAACAAACAUUCAUAUGGGACCUACUGCCCCGCGGAUACUGGAACGCUUUCUGGUUUGGCAUUAGUGAUGAAAAAGUAGAAGACGACUGGCACUGGGUGGACGGAACCAAACUGGUGGGAGGUUUCUGGGAAGACGGCGAGCCCAAUAACCAUAUUGAUGAAGACUGUGGCUACAUGAUAAAGACUGAUGUUUUGACCCGUGUGGCUAUAAAGAGCUGGUAUGAUGCACCCUGCCACAUGUCUUUGCCAUGGAUCUGUGAGAAACCGGCAUCCUCUUGAUCAUCAUCUUCAUCACCUUCACUGAUCAUUAAUAAUACAUUACACAUUGUGUUUAGAUUGUCUCAGGGUUUAAAAUGUCUAACUGCAGUCAAAAUGCAUUUAACUGUAUUUUAUAAAUCUAACAGGGUAUAUUUGUUCCUAAUUUAGUUAUUUUUUACACUAGGAUGAGCGAGUUAUUUCAUUAACUGCUUGAAUCUUAUGUUAAACCAUAAACUAGCUUGAGUCUGAUUUGUCACAACCAUGAGGUAGCCUAUAGGCUAUAUGUUUUUAGCAUUUUAGCACAACGUUCGUUAGGCUAUGUUUAGCACAUGUUUCUGUAUGCUAUUGCUAAACUACUUGUUGUGUUUUGUUUUGUCUUUGUAAACUGUACAUGUUGUCUCUGUAGUUUAAAGGGUACCGAUUUUAAAACAGAAGUCUUAUUUUUGUGAGGUACAAAAGUAUUCAGCAAGAGUUUAAGAUGCAAAGAAACAUUAGCGAGUAAUGUGAGGAGUAAACAAUGAUUUUAAAAAGAAAUAAAUGUUAUAUAAAACAAAUAAAAUUGAAAAUUAUUGUAGCGGAAACAUUGCUGUCCAAUAUUUAUAAACAGUAUAUGUAAUGUAUAUAGGGGUCACCAACAAGGUGCCUGCGGGGCAUCAGGUCACCUGCGAGGAUCACAAGAGUGCCGGCUAUGUUAAAAAUGCUGUAGAUUUGGUAAUUGUUUGAUAACUUCAGUAAAAUCUGAAAGCUCAUUUAUGUUACACAGUUGAUAAUCUGCACAAAUAUGGUACACCGUAGUGCAUGAUUUCUUAAAAAAUGUAAGUGGCUACGGAAAAUAUUGUAAAAAUUAUCAUUUGAAAAUGUAAAAUACUUGCAGAGGUUUAUAGAAAUAAAGUGUUGCAUAUAUU
Molecule: messenger RNA, 1882 nt
Organism: Danio rerio (zebrafish)
Lineage: Eukaryota; Metazoa; Chordata; Actinopteri; Cypriniformes; Danionidae
Product: zgc:174904
Cellular component (GO): extracellular region
Molecular function (GO): carbohydrate binding
Source: RefSeq, marked predicted